GUCACGGGGCAGACCCAGCAGGUGCCACUGGUCGACUGACCGAGAUGACCGAGAUGACUGGCUGAUGCACCACCUGUGCCCCCUACUGUGCCAACUUGCUGUGCUUUAGCCACCCGGCGCUCCGCUCGUUGUUGUGAGCGUCGCUCCUCCGCCCUCCGUUGUUGUUGGAGGGUGACUGCCUCCAACUGCCCAGUAGCGUCCUUCACGAGCCUCCUCCACUGAGGCCGAUCUUGACACCGCUGGUACCAGUCAUCGGCAAGUCCACUCAGCUCCACGUCCUCCUGUACCACAUCACUCCAUCUCUUCUCCAGCCCGUGCCGCGCCCGUCUAGCCCCCUCGAUCCGGCCGAACAAAAGCUGUUUAGGCAUGCGGUGGCUGGGCAUGCGGGCUACAUGACCCAGCCAACGCAGCCUUGCCUGCCGGAGGAGCUCACUGAUGGGACUUUGCCCAGAUCUUUCAAGGAUUUGUGAGCUCCUCACACAAUCCAGCCUGGUUAAACCCAGGAUGGAUCGUAGGCAGGCCAGCCUAAAUGUUUCCAACCGGCGAAGAUGCUCCACCAGGGGGGUCCACGUCUCGCAAGCGUAGAGAAGGGAGGGAAUGACCGUGGCCGAGAAGACCUGAAGCUUCGUGCGGAGCGACAGACCAGAUUGCCGCCGUCGCAGAGUGCCGUGAGAUGACGAUGACGGCGACCGCGAUAAAGAGGAUGGCGAUGAUGAUGGUGGCGGCGAUGUCUCGCCCUCGCCGCCCGCUGCCGCCGACUGCGUCAAUUAUUCGUCGCUUGUCCACCACCACCUCCACGCGAUCCGUCUCCUCUCCGGACGAGCCUACCACCAACACCACCACCAACACCACCAGCACCAACACCACCAGCACCACCAGCACCUCCACCAUGCCAGACGUUCAAACCACCAACAGCACCGCCCCUUCUACCAUCACGCCUUUGUCAGAUGCCACUGCCACGAACACCACCACCCACGCAUCCUCCAUCUCCUUUCCGGACACUGCCACCGACAACAGCGCCACCUCCUCCAUCCCUUCGCCCGAUAAUCCAACCACCGCCGCCGACACCACGGCGCCAGCGGCGGCAGCGGACGAGAACGCGGACACGGUGCGUGCUUUGCACGAGCUGGGCGUGCGCGUGACGCGCGUGCGCAAGCUACACGGCUGGGUCCUGCGGGAGCGGCGCGCGCACGUGCGGGACACGGCGGAGCUGCUCGUCUCCCUGGGCGUGGCUCCCGGCGGCGCCGUCGCCGCGCUGCUCGAGCGCUGCCCGGCCGCGGUGCUGUGCCCGCCCGCGGACGCCCAAGCCCAGCGCCGGCUGUGGCUCUCGCUGUGCGACCGCCGCGACGAGCCGGCCGCGGGCCCCGGCGUGGCCGACGGCGGCGGUGGCGGUGGCGGUCGCGGUGGCGCUGGUGGUGGUGUCGAGCUGGCAAAUGUGGUGCAGCGCUUCCCCGAAACCUUUUUUCUCACCGCGUCGCCGGAGCAGCGGGCAAAUCAGCAGGACAACAUCGCGCUGCUCCUCUCCGCCGGCCUCCACCGCCGCGUGCUCGCGCGGCUCCUCGCCGCGGCGCCGCAGCUCUUCUGCCGCCCCGCCGCCGACAACGGCGCCGCGGUGGCCGCCCUGCACCGCUUCCACCGCUCGCUCGGCGGCUCGGAGCGCGACGCACGCGCCUGGCUCGCCAAGCUGCUGAGCCAGGACGCCCACGCACUCGCGGGCGACUCGCCGGAGCGCCUGGCGGGCCUCGCGGCCCUCCUGCGCCGACGCCUCGCCCUCUCCGACCGGGAGCUGCUGCGCGUGGCGACGGGCGUGCGGGGCUCGCCGCCCGCGGGGCCGGCGAUCGGCGCGGUACUGCGGUUCUGCCGGAGCGAGCUGGGGUGCGACGACGCGGACGAGGAGGAGGGCGACGAUGGCGCCGGCGGUUCCGGCGGCGGCGGCGACGCCGCGGUCCGGAGGGUGCUGCUCGCCUGCCCGACGCUGCUCAGCUUCCCGGCAGAGAUCCUCGCUGAGAACCUGAAGGUGCUGCUGUCGCUUGGCGCGUCGCUGCGGGCGGUGCGUGCGUGCCCGUCCUCGCUGGAGCUCACCGCGCCCAUCGUGCGGCACCGCGCGUCGCGCCUGCGCGCCGCCGGCUGUGACGUGGCGCGGGGCGGCGGGGCGCUGUCGCUCAUCGCCGGCACCAGGCGCGAGUUUGAGGACCGCCUGGCCACGCUGGGCCACACGAAGGCCCGCCCCCUCUUCAACCCCGUGGCGCCGCCGCCCGACGCUGGCGAGCGGUGAACGAGGUGGUUGCGGCGCGCGCCGCGGUUCGAGCCCGGCGGCCGCCCCGGUUAACACUGCAGGUGAGUUCACGAGAAAAGCACGAGCUCUCUGCUUCACAACGGACUUCGGAGAUCCCGCGACACUCCAAAAUUUGCCACGUCCGAAAUUUUACCGCAAAUUAUCUCUCAGGGUGUAACCGCUUUGCAACGUUGCCCCCGUCGCACGUGAGACAAAGUGCCGUGGUAAUGGCUUGUGUGCUAUGAAAUCCGCAUGAAUACCAAACGUAGUCGGGAUUUGAUGCUGGUGAUAAUGUUUGGACGAGCGCCGACAGGAUGGCCAAACCGGUGCCCAUGUGACCAGCGGAGGGCAGCUGUGUUUGUGGCUUUGCACACGAGUGAGUGUGUGUGUGUAAACAUCAUCGCUGGCGAGACAAAGGCAGCCGCAAUUGUUUUUGGGCAGAAACAAAAAAAAAUAGCAACCCCAUUGCUUUUCUGGCGUGCAGACGUGCAAGGGUGCUGAUGUAUUUUGAGAUGCAAUUGCCAUCUGGUGGCAAAUUCGGAGCUUAAACGUCGCACACAAGUGCCGUACCUAUGUGCUCGCCCCAUUCGCCGUUUAGCCUUUACAGAAAUCGCACAGACAUGGGGAUGCAAAUCAAAUGAUUAAGUACAUUUAUUUUUUAAAAUUUGUCAACUCAUUGAAACGCUCUCGCGUGGCAGAAGCAAGCUUAAGCCAAAGUUUAGGGCCCCAAGCAGACCAAACGGGGCCGUGUAUUUAAGAAAAAAAAAAUAGGGGAACACCAAAUCAAAGUCGGUAUCCUCAUAAAGUAAAUUAAAAACAAGCCCCUAAUUGUAAUAUACCACUACUGCAAACAAUUUCGUUGAAAUUUCGUCCAUUCGGGUAUUUCAAACACCCGCAACAGAAAGCCAAGCAAGGUUUUGGCUUUUCCUGGCCUCCGACGGAGUUUGAGUUCUGACUCUGCGCCUCCGAGUUCUCCGACUGGUGGAGCGUGCGAGCGCUAUCGUGUUCGUCAUCCUCAUUAUAACGCUCGUCCAUCACCCAGCCCCGCGCCACCCCCCGAAAAAUGUACAUUUUCUGCGCCCGGUUGAAUUCGCUGGCAGCACCACGGGGCGGCCAACGGGCGAGUUAAAUCCACCCCCGCCGUCACCCGCUCGCCGCCGUGGUCGCACGGAGAGAUGUGGAGAGGAAGGGCCCCCAGUGAACCCAGCGUCAGGCCCCGUCCGUCGGCUGUCAGACCCCCCGCGCGGCCCCCUCUUCCGUGGCCCCUUGGCAUGCCGGGACGACCCUUGUCCUCAAAUGCUUUUACGCUCCUGCUCCUUAAUAUGGUACGGCUUCCCCUUUGCUGGGAUGCUCGUUUAUUGUUUUUCGUUUGUUCUGUGAUGCCUUUUCUUUGCUUAUUGCUGCGGCUUUUACCGCGUUCAUCGGUGUUUCACCGUUUAUCGUGCCUCUUUUCUAAAUCGCCCUCUGCAGUGACGUUGAAAUACUUCCGGUCAGGUGGCUCGGGUUGUGUGGGGGCGAUCAGCUCAUCAUCAUCAUCGUCGCUCCGGGCGGAUACAAUGAGCAUUCCCUGUGUGAGGAAUUCGACGGCGGUUGCGCUACGGAUAAACUCGCCCCGGCAAUAGGAAUGUGGAAUUCCCACCACUGGCUCAUUGCUCUAAACGGAAGACGAGCACCAAUACGUUAUUACGUUCGUUUCUCAGUCCGCUUGUCCUGGUGAGGGUCGCGGCUGCAGCGUGUUGAGUAGUGGCGAUCCAGACCUCCCUUUCCUACCACACUACACAUUACUAUACACUACACUACUAUACACGUUACACUACUAUACACGUUACACUACUUUACACUAUACAUUACUAUACACUACACUACUAUACACUAUACAUUACUAUACACUAUACAUUACUAUACACUACACUACUAUACACAUUACACUAUAUACUACACACUACUAUACACUACUAUACACUACACUAUUAUACACUACUACACACUACUAUACAAGACACUACUAUACACUGCACUACUAUACACGUUACACUACUACACUAUACACUACUACACACAACACUACUAUACACGACUACACACAGACUCCCAGCUGUUCCCAGGCCAGCCGAGCGACAUCAUCCCGCCAGCGUGGUCCUGGGCCGGCCCCGGGGUCUUCGCCCAGUGGCACGUUGCUGCUGCUGCUGCCCGGUAGAGAACCAGGGGGAGUCUACCGGGGGGGGGGGCAUCCUCACCAGGUGCCCGAACCACCUCGACUGGCUCCUCUCGAUCCGGAGGAGCAGCGGCUCGACUCUGAGGCUCUCCUGGAUUACCGAGCUCGUCACCCGAUCACGGAGAGUGGUGAGCCCGGCAACCCCGCGGAGAAACCUAACUUGGGCCCCUUGUCAUUACCAGUACGUUCCUGCUCAAAUACGAGGGGGGAAAUCUCUUUUUGACUUUGCUUGAAUAAGGUUAAAUGCCGCCGUGGCUCGUUAAUUCUGUUCUAAAUCUACCCUCGACCUUCGUAUUAUCUUAUUCUCUUUUUUUUACCUUGCUGAUCUUGACAAGGAGACUAAACCACCACGCGAGCUCCGGUCAGCCUCGCAGCAGCGGCAGCAGCUUUUCGCUGGCCAUCGAAUUAAGACGGAGGUCACCGCAUCGCGUGGCGCUUACCGAUGCGCUUCUGCGGCCGUCUGGAACACUCUUGUUUCCGAUCUUAGAAAGCCACUGGGAGCAGUGCACUUUUAAAUUAUCUAGAUUGAAAACUCAUUUCCUUAGAAGUGCUUUUUUGCAUCUAGUUUGUUGUCCUUCUGAUUUAACACGGUUGGCUACGUACAGCGCACAAGAAUUCCAACGUACAGAACAAACCAAAAAAGGACCGCUCGAUUUCCGCCCGCGUCCUUUUGCACGCUUAGCUUUCAUACGAAUUCAUAUUUGUUUAAAAUACCUUUGGCCAAACUGCGCGGCGUUGCCCCUGGCUGCUUCCCCAAUCCCCGCCGUUGCACAAAACUCCGCCACAAACAAAACCCCCCUCGGUUCGCCGCGGCGCAAUCGCCGACAAUCACCGGAGCAUUUCACCGGUGGGGCGCGCCUUGUGCUCCCGUGCCGAUGAGAUGCGAGAGCGGUUAAGUCGACGUGAAAUUGGCUCGCAGCUGAGGUUUUCUUUCUGUUUAUCGUGAAAACAAACGCCGAAGGGAACCCGCCCCGGUGCAUCGCAGGGAUCGCGGAGACCUUAGGGGCAGUGGGGAAGAGGCCUUUAUCUAGCAGUGGAUUGACCCACUGAGAUGUUUGCACAAAGUGUUGGUGUGUAACGGUGUUUUUUCUGCAAUAUUUUGCUGUCUUUUCUUGGAUUUUCUGUUUGCACUUAGUCACAUAUUCACUUUAAGUUGUUUUCUUGUUCAUGUUUUUGUUUUUUGUUUGUUGCGGUUGCACCCGAUUCAAGAGCCGAAUGGCUCACAGGGCUGUACCUUAAUAAAUGAACUUGAACGUGACCCUAGCACCUCCGAUUAGCACGGUGGGCUAUGUACGGUGCGAAAGAAGUUCAACGUACACACGUGACGAUGGUAAUGAUGAUUACUGGGAUACGGUAAUCUGUAAGACCUCUUGGAAGACUUGUUGAUAGAGGUGCUGUACGUUAAUGUUGGAGAAUUAGUUACUUAUAGUGAAACAUAAUUUCAAACAAAACUGUCGGGGUAGAUUAAAAUAACAUCCAAAGAAUAGCAGGUAUAUUGCAAUGAAUGUAAUUGAUAUCAAUAACUUUAAUUAACAUGGAAAGAUGAGAAUUACGGCGAUUAUUAACAAUUAUAUUUCUCUUCUUGGUUCU
Lethenteron reissneri (Far Eastern brook lamprey) is the source of this 6080-nucleotide messenger RNA. It is a transcript of the gene MTERF2, whose product is annotated as mitochondrial transcription termination factor 2. Gene Ontology annotation, biological process: termination of mitochondrial transcription; regulation of DNA-templated transcription. Gene Ontology annotation, cellular component: mitochondrial matrix. The record is from RefSeq and is a predicted model, not a curated record. Gene Ontology annotation, molecular function: double-stranded DNA binding. Lineage: Eukaryota; Metazoa; Chordata; Hyperoartia; Petromyzontiformes; Petromyzontidae.